UCGGUGAAGUGUCCGAGGUUGUGGAAAGCAAAGCAGGGGGUUUUUCACCAGUCAAAGGACAAAGCUGCUUGACAGCGGCUGUUCUCUCCUCCCACUGACGCCAAUCUCCAUUAAUUAUCCACUCCUCCACUCUUCACAGAGUCAUAACAAUUUUUACUUUCUAUAUUGCCUCCUUCUCUGUCAUACUCAUGGUAUCCUGGACAAGGUGUUUGUACGACUCGCCCUCCUGUCGUGCGUGUUGAUGGUGAUGCUGGACCAACAUGGCCGUACAGAAAAGAAAGAGGCCACGGGUAGUAACACCUUAAUUCCUACACCCGAGAGCAACACCGAGCUGGCUCAAAGUGUGCCCAUCUCAGAUGAUCCAACCACGACAGCGAGUUCGGGCUCGUCUGGCACCGAAGAAAUCCAGUACCGCUAUCUGAGCUUCGAAUCAAACAUUCCUUUGACUCCAGUAAUUCCACCAAUUGUUCAACAUGAUAUUCCCCAAUGUCCAAACCUACGCAACUACGACGACCCAUUCGCGUGGUCCAAGACCAGGAAAAACCUCAUGACGUAUCUAUCCUGUGCAAUCAAUGUCACUGCUUCUUACUCCGCCGGCUCCUACACUUCACCAGCUUUCCAACUCACUAAGAAGUGGGGCGUGUCUGAUGUCGCCUACAAUGUUGGUAUAACCACGUUCACUGCCGGGUUUGGAUUCGCUCCUAUGGUCCUGGCACCCUUCUCAGAAAUCAAUGGGCGAAGGCCGGUCUUCAUUUCUACAGGAAUUCUCUUUGUUGUGUGCCAGAUAUGCUGUGCAUUGACCGAAUCAUACGGUGGGAUGCUAGCUGCUCGAUUCUUUUUGGGUGUUGGAGGCUCGACCUUUUCAACCAUGGUAGGUGGUAUCCUCGCGGACGUCUGGGUAACAGCAGACCGCAACACGCCUAUGGUGUUGUUCACGGGAGCGACCAUACUUGGCACUGGACUCGGUCCUUUGGUAAGCGGCUUUGUUGCACAGAAUACAUCAUGGCGCUGGGUGUUUUGGAUUCAAGCCAUCACUAGCGGAAUUUUGGUAUCCAUGGUGACGCUCCUCUUCAAAGAGACUCGGGGAACCGUCAUCUUGAGCCGAAAAGCAAAACUCCUCAACAAGUGGUACGAGCAACUGGAAGCAGCGGGGGCUUUGGGAAUGGAAUUCGAGUCAGGAGAUCCGGAGAAACCGGGCAAGAAGUCCUGCCGCAUUCGUUGGAGAGUCCAAGCAGAUGAAGAACGAGCAUCCAUUGGAAGAAUGAUUGCUGUUUCAUUAUAUCGGCCAAUCCACAUGCUCUUCACGGAGCCUGUGGUUUUCUUUUUCAGUUUGUGGAUUGCAUUCUCUUGGGGUGUUCUGUAUCUCCAAUUUGGCGCGAUUCCUCUGGUGUUCGAAACCAACCAUGGCUUUACGCUGGAACAGACCGGUGCUGUCUUCAGUGCCGUCUGCGUGGGAGGCUUGAUCUCGGUGGUGCUCAGCAUCUACCAAGAGAAGUGGGCUUUCAAGCAUUAUCCCAAGAUCAGUGGCAGCCCGGAAGGACGGCUUACAUUUGCCUGCGUCGAGUCGACAUUCAUGCCAAUCGGCUUGCUGUGGUUCGGGUUUACCUGCUACUCCUCCAUUCCCUGGAUUGUCCCUACUAUAGCAAUCGCAGUGGCGACGAUGGGGAUCUUCAGCAUAUACCUUUCGGUAUUCAACUACACCGCUGAUGUCUAUCACAUCUACGCCAGCUCGGCACUUGCUGCCUCGGGACUAUGUCGAAACCUGCUUGGCGGUUUCUUCCCAUUGAUUACGAAACAAAUGUUCCAAGGACUAGGUUUCCAGGCUGCCAGUGGUUUGGUUGGCGGCAUUGGAUGUGUGCUGACCUUGGUUCCCUGGGUGCUGUACUUCUAUGGACCGAAGAUAAGAGCUCGGAGUAAGAUUGCUAGUACGUUCACUUGAUCAACGCAAUGUAAACUAUCUUCGGGGCAUAGUUCUAAAGCCUCAUUCACGUCAGUUUUGUGGAAUGAAACUCAAUACCAAUGAACGAUAACAGCACAUUCGACCGAAGAAAUUGUUCGAUCAUCAGAAUUUUGUGUAGGAUGCAAGCAGUAGAAGAUAUCUGGGCAUGCAAAUCAACCCUCCAAAA
Molecule: messenger RNA, 2126 nt
Organism: Exophiala viscosa
Lineage: Eukaryota; Fungi; Ascomycota; Eurotiomycetes; Chaetothyriales; Herpotrichiellaceae
Product: MFS transporter
Exons: 1
Coding region: 242-1939 (565 amino acids)
Biological process (GO): transmembrane transport
Cellular component (GO): plasma membrane
Molecular function (GO): transmembrane transporter activity
Source: RefSeq, a predicted model, not a curated record